Messenger RNA from Staurois parvus, 390 nucleotides. The record is from the annotation of a GenBank genome assembly. NCBI's taxonomy places the organism in Eukaryota, Metazoa, Chordata, Amphibia, Anura, Ranidae.
CAUUUCCAUCUGCGGCUGUCAAUCACUGGGUCCCGAACAGUAAUUACUCGCUGGCACCCGGUGAUUGCCGAGUAUCUCCAACAAGGAGGAGAACUGUUUGUACACAAAACAAUUCUCCUUCCUGUCAGCUUAUGCACACUGCUUUGGAUGCUUCCACAGUGUGAUUACAGUGAAGCACCAACACACCGCCCCCUAGUAAAACACUCCCAGCACACAGUUAACCCUUUGAUCACCCCAGAUGUUAACCCCUUCAUGCCUAGUUCCAUUAGUACAGUGUCAGUGCUUUUUAUUAGCACUGAUCACUGUAUUGGUGUCACUGGGGAUGUUAGUGACACCAAGUAAGUUCCCCCAGUGUCAGAAUGGCCGCCGCAGUCCCACUAUAAGUCGCUG